Messenger RNA from Guyanagaster necrorhizus, 810 nucleotides. RefSeq lists its product as uncharacterized. Gene Ontology annotation, biological process: nucleocytoplasmic transport. Gene Ontology annotation, molecular function: GTPase activator activity. Lineage: Eukaryota; Fungi; Basidiomycota; Agaricomycetes; Agaricales; Physalacriaceae. The transcript is spliced from 5 exons. The record is from RefSeq and is a predicted model, not a curated record. Bases 22 to 636 code for a protein of 204 amino acids. Gene Ontology annotation, cellular component: nuclear pore; cytoplasm.
UCCUUAAAUCGCAUUUUUAUCAUGGCAAGCACUGAGCAGGAGAGCGUCUUCACAAAGGAAGAAGAGACCGAUGUCCACUUUGAGCCCGUUAUCAAGCUCACUGAGCAGGUGGACACGAAAACAAUGGAGGAGGACGAGGAUGUGCUCUUCAGGAUGCGCGCAAAGCUCUUCAGAUUCGAUAUUUCGUCAUCAGAGUGGAAGGAGCGGGGCACCGGCGAUGUCCGUUUAUUGGCCCACAAGGAGACCAAGAAAGUCAGACUCGUGAUGAGACGUGAUAAGACGCUCAAAGUCUGCGCCAAUCACGCCAUCACAUCCGAUAUGCGCCUCCAACCGAAUAUCGGAUCUGACCGUUCUUGGGUCUGGAAGGUUGCUGCAGAUUAUGCAGAGAGCCCUCCGACCGCUGAGACACUUGCUAUCCGAUUUGCUAACUCUGAGAAUGCUGGCCAAUUCAAGGAAAAGUUUGAAGGAGCGCAGAAGGCAAAUGCAUCUCUAUCUGCUGCUGCUGAAGCUGAGCCUGCCAAAGUUGAAGAGCUUGUGAAGGUGGAAGAGAAAGUGGAAAAAGCAUCGGAAGAGAAGAAGGAACAGACCGAGGAAGUAGAGGAAGAGAAGAAAGACGAGGACAAGAAAGAGGAUUAAUCCGAUGUCGACGAAAUGUAUAUCCCGUACGAACCUGUGAUUUUUACUAGUAUGAUCCAUUAACGUUGUGUGUUCUGCAAAGCGUCGUACUAAGUAUAUCAUUAAAUAUUACACUAAUGUCUACAAUCCAUAUGUACGCAAAUACAAUGUCCCCGCUACGAGCUUUCCUUUGCC